Messenger RNA from Lachancea nothofagi CBS 11611, 882 nucleotides. Lineage: Eukaryota; Fungi; Ascomycota; Saccharomycetes; Saccharomycetales; Saccharomycetaceae. The record is from the annotation of a GenBank genome assembly.
AUGUCCUCUAUUCACAAGGUUCUGGCUGGCAAGUCCUCCGGAAAGUCCUCCAAAGAUGAAAAGCCUUUCAUGAACAAACAGCGUACGCUUCUGAUCUCGUCGAGAGGUGUCACUUACAGACACAGACAUCUAAUCCAGGAUCUUCACAGCUUGUUGCCUCAAUCGCGCAAGGAACCCAAGCUUGAUACAAAAAAAGACUUGGGACAGCUGAACGAAAUUGCUGAGCUGUACAACUGUAACAACGUGGUCUUCUUUGAAGCACGUAAGCACCAAGAUUUGUACAUGUGGCUAUCCAAGCCCCCCAACGGGCCAACAAUCAAGUUCUACCUUCAAAACCUGCACACUAUGGAUGAGCUCAACUUUACCGGUAACUGCCUAAAGGGCUCCAGACCAGUACUAUCGUUCGACGCACGUUUCGACACGUCUCCACAUUACAGACUUAUCAAGGAAAUGUUUGUCCACAAUUUCGGUGUGCCUCCAAACGCCCGCAAAAUGAAACCUUUCAUCGAUCAUGUCAUGUCUUUCAGUAUUGUGGACGAUAAGAUUUGGGUUAGAACCUACGAAAUAUCACACAAGGCCAGAAAUCAAGACGAGUACGAGGAAAACAAGGAGCAAAAGGACCAGGAAGAUGUAUCUUUGGUGGAAAUUGGACCACGUUUCGUGAUGACCGUCAUCUUGAUCUUAGAAGGUUCCUUUGGUGGUCCAAAGAUCUACGAGAACAAACAGUAUGUCUCGCCUAACUUCGUCAGAGCCCAAACAAAACAGCAAGCUGCCGAAGAAGCUCGCAGCCGUUCCGAUGCUGCGGUGCAGCGCAAGAUCAAGAGACGUGAAAACGUUUUGGCUGCCGAUCCGUUGUCGAACGAUGUCUUGUUCAAGAACUGA